This is a messenger RNA of Closterium sp. Naga37s-1, 580 nucleotides long. The record is from the annotation of a GenBank genome assembly. NCBI's taxonomy places the organism in Eukaryota, Viridiplantae, Streptophyta, Zygnematophyceae, Desmidiales, Closteriaceae.
AUGGUGACUCCCCCGUGGUCAGUCUCACCUGCCUCCCCGCCUGCACCCAUGCAGCACAGCCAUGCACCAGCUCUCACCCAUGCAGCACAGCCAUGCACCAGCUCUCACCCAUGCAGCACAGCCAUGCACCAGCUCUCACCCAUGCAGCACAGCCAUGCACCAGCUCUCACCCAUGCAGCACAGCCAUGCACCAGCUCUCACCCAUGCAGCACAGCCAUGCACCAGCUCUCACCCAUGCAGCACAGCCAUGCAGCCCGCUCAACACUCUCUGAACCCACCGUCCAUCACGCGCAUGGACCGCACUCACCCUGCUGCCCGCUUCUCUCCCUCCCCGCCGUUCUCCCAUGCAUGUGCCUGCAGCUGCAGGCGCUGUUGCGCAUGGGCAUGCCAGCGGGGGUGUGCAGCACGCGCAACGCCACCACGCCACUGCACGUGGCGGCGUAUGGCGGCCACGUGGACUGCAUGUGCCUGCUGGCGGCUGUGCGUGCCUGGCGGCUGGACUCCAUUACACAAUGCAGUGACCAAGCAGCAGUGGGAGGCAGUGAGAUGACUUGCACACCAGGGAAUAGAGCCAGCAGAG